Molecule: messenger RNA, 930 nt
Organism: Talaromyces proteolyticus
Lineage: Eukaryota; Fungi; Ascomycota; Eurotiomycetes; Eurotiales; Trichocomaceae
Exons: 1
Coding region: 1-930 (309 amino acids)
Source: RefSeq, a predicted model, not a curated record
AUGUUAUCUGUCUACUACAGAUAUUGGGACAAACAAUAUCUCAAUAAGUACCAAACCCUAGAGAGUUUUCAACGAUUGUGGAUAGAAGUCUCUGAUCUUCCUGGCUGUAGAACGGACUCCUAUAAGUUUAUUUAUGUGAGAUAUUGUUUCAUAUACGCAACAUACUAUGUUCUUGAGCAAGAAAAUGCUGCGAUACAAAUGGCAGAUGAUCUCCUUGAAGAUCUCAAAGGACUACUAUCCCGAAUAUUGAGUCCCACAUGGAAUCUGGUGACUCUUGCGUUUACCUUCUGGUCCCAAAUUCUCUCCAAAUUUUAUUAUGGACAGAAAAACCUAUUUACAUGCUACGAAACCCUUGAGCAUGCCAUAUCUAAGCUGCAAAGUGGCGAAGGGGAAUGCUACACCAGGGCGGCAAUGCUUUCCCGUAUCUCCCUGAAAUGGUUAGAGGAAUGGAAAAAACGUGGACUUGAUAUCGUAUAUCCAUAUAUUGGGCAAAUUGCACAGACCUCAGAGCUGGGUGAUUAUGAUGAUCCAAAUAGAAUCUCGGCGGCUUUUCGCCACUCAGGAGAAAAUCAGUGGAGUAGACAAUGGCCCUUGCAAAAAAUGUUGGAAAUCUGCCACCUAGAGACUUGGCCAAAACGACAAAAGCGUGAAAAGAGGAAGGAAACGGAAACACAGGCCAGUCAUACGGGCCUUCGUGACGGCGAGGAACGGCCGCGCAAUGAGGAGGCAAGUCCUGCAAAUAAAAUUGACAAAAGUCAAAAUCAAAGAGACAAGGGCAAGAAGGAUAAAGGCCACGAGAGAGCACAAGGAAAGGAGCAGUCAUCAAAUAGCCGAAAUAGAAUGUGUCAGAAAUGCAUGCUGGAAGCCAAGAGAAAGCAAGAGUUCAUGGAGAAGUGCGGCUGGAGAACUGGUAUUGUUCAUAAUCUAUAA